ACCCAUCAUCGCAAAAACGAGCAAAAUGUCCUUCAGCGAUAACCCACUUGUCCAACAAUCAUCACAGCUUACUACGCUGCAAAAGUUUGAACUCCAAGGAAAGACUGCCGUUAUCACAGGUGGUGCUAGAGGUUUGGGAUUCGAGAUGACUCGUGCACUCUGUGAAGCCGGAUGUACUUCAAUUGGUAUUUUUGAUAUUCUCUCAGAAUGGGGUGACUCUGCUGUCAAGGAGUUACACGCUUCAUUCCCAAAUGUUAGCGCUUCUUUCUACCAAUUAGAUGUUAGAGACCAAAAAGCAGUCGUCAGCGCCGUCGACGGUAUCGUAAGAGAUUACGGUGGAGUUGACAUUCUUCUGACAUCUGCUGGUGUUGCAGAUAACAUUGCUGCCGAGGAUUACCCAGCUGACCGUUUCAGACGUGUAAUGGAUAUUAACUUAAACGGAACUUUCUUUGUUGCACAAGCUAUCGCUAACAUUCAAAUUCAAAACAAGAAGCCAUGCUCCAUGGUCUUUAUUGGAUCAAUGUCUGGUAACAUUGUCAACUACCCACAACCACAAUGUGCAUACAAUGCCUCAAAGGCCGCUGUUAUUCACCUUGCCAAAUCACUUGCCUGUGAAUGGGCACCACACAACAUCCGUGUCAACACUAUCUCACCUGGUUACAUGAACACUGCCAUCACCGACAAAUUUGACCCUAACCUCAAGAAGACCUGGUACGAAAGAACACCAAUGGGUAGAAUGGGACACGUAACUGAUCUCAAUGGUGCUGCUAUCUGGCUGCUUUCACCUGCAUCAAACUACGUAACAGGAACGGAUGUUCUCGUUGAUGGUGGUUACUGUGCUUUGUAAAAUACUAGAACUGAAUGAAUUUC
Molecule: messenger RNA, 870 nt
Organism: Wallemia mellicola CBS 633.66
Lineage: Eukaryota; Fungi; Basidiomycota; Wallemiomycetes; Wallemiales; Wallemiaceae
Product: NAD(P)-binding protein
Exons: 10
Coding region: 26-847 (273 amino acids)
Cellular component (GO): intracellular anatomical structure
Molecular function (GO): oxidoreductase activity, acting on NAD(P)H, oxygen as acceptor
Source: RefSeq, a predicted model, not a curated record